CUAUCUUUAACAAUUUCACGUUUUGUGAAGGUUGUAGCUUCUCAAGACUGGCCGGAGGUCACCAAGUAUGUUGGAUCAGUCCGGCCACAAGCCCAUCGUGAAGAGAUUAUACAGUGUCUCUUUAACAAAAAUGACUGUAAAAGUGGAUGUAUACCUGGCGGAAUGAUCAAAACACUCAUUUCUUUCAUGAGGGCGACUGGACAUAUACCUGGGAGGAUCAUAUUCUACAGGGAUGUUGUAAGCAAAGAAAAGCUCAAUCAGGUUCUUGAGCAUGAACUUUCUGCCAUUAAAAGGGCAUGUGCUUCGGUGGAUCCAAUUUAUAAUCCACAAGUUACCAUUAUUAUGGUUCAGAAACGUCAUCACACAUGUUUGUUUUCUGAUAACUAUGGCACUGCAAGAACAGUUUACCGAAGUGGAAAUGUAUUGCCGGGUACUGUGGUUGAUAGAGAAAUAUGCCAUCCCACCGACUUUGACUUUUACUUGUGUAGCCAUGCUGGCACUAAGGGAGUUAGCCGGCCUGUACGCUAUCAUGUUCUGUGGGACGAGAAUAGCUUUACGGCUAAUGCUAUCCAAAAUCUCACAAACCAUCUAUGCUCCUCGUACGCGAGGUGUACCUCCUCUGUUUCUGUAGUGCCUUCGGUCUACUACGCCCAUCUUUUGGCAUCCCGUGCUCGGCUUUAUACCAAACCAGGGGAUACAGGCGAGCUGUCAUUCCCUGAGAUCAAAGACAAUGUGAAAAACAGUGGCAUGUUCUUCUGCUAA
Molecule: messenger RNA, 762 nt
Organism: Triticum urartu
Lineage: Eukaryota; Viridiplantae; Streptophyta; Magnoliopsida; Poales; Poaceae
Source: RefSeq, a predicted model, not a curated record